Messenger RNA from Trypanosoma brucei brucei TREU927, 1281 nucleotides. RefSeq lists its product as hypothetical. NCBI's taxonomy places the organism in Eukaryota, Euglenozoa, Kinetoplastea, Trypanosomatida, Trypanosomatidae. Gene Ontology annotation, cellular component: Golgi apparatus. Gene Ontology annotation, molecular function: protein binding. The coding region runs from base 1 to 1281 and encodes 426 amino acids. The transcript has a single exon. The record is from RefSeq and is a predicted model, not a curated record.
AUGAUGAGCAAUACCACCAGUAGCGGUAAGGGACCCACAACAUUCAUGUGGAAUAGUGUGCCACCCAGCGGCGAUAUGCCCCUGCACGGGUGCUGCCACUCUCUUGCAAAUUACAAGGACGAACAACUUAUUUUAUUUGGCGGUGGCGCCCUGCACAUCAUUUUCAAUGAUGUUUAUUGUUUUGAUUUGAAGACAUCCACAUGGUCAUACAAGGAAACCACUAAUAGCGAGAUCGUGGCUCCUCGCAUUAGUCAUUCUGCUGUAGUGCAUGAGGAUAAAAUGUAUGUGUAUGGCGGACAGGAUUUAUACAUGCCCACACGAUUUGCUGAUGUUCUUGUGCUUGACUUAAUCACAUUCACGUGGUCUCUUAUUCAGCAGCAGGCGACGCCCGCGCCCGAUGGACCUGGGGACCGGCGACUUCACACUGCGCACAUUUACCGUAACUGCAUGUAUGUACUUAUGGGUGAACCGUGUAACAUAAGCAAUAGCUUCUGGUUUUUAGAUCUUACCACGCUUGAGUGGCACCCCGUACACUCGAGUGGUUGGUUUGGUAAGCCUAUCCUACCAUUGCUGGGCCAUAGCGCACAAGUGGAGGGCGAUUACCUUUACGUCUUUGGCGGCUACCAUGCCGACAGUGCACGACGAAACGGAAGUCCCGUGUACAAUAAUUCUCUUUUUUCUUACCACUUUCCGUCCAAUACAUGGCGUGAGGUGGUGCCAUCCUCCGGUCCUCGGCCGAGUCCGCGUUAUGCAUCUGCGAUGGCAGUAAUUAGGGGUCGCGUGUUCAUUUAUGGUGGUGAUGUAGAUGGAGAAGUGUACUUUGACGACUUUUGGUGCAUAGAUACCAAUAUUCCCUCUUCGGCGGCCUCUCAGUCGUCUUCGUCGUCGUCAUACACAACUUCAUUAGUGGCGGCACCGCCAGCAGCAUCAAGUCGGUGGAUAGAUAUAACGUUAAGUUGCGGAAGGGGACGUCCAAGUGCGCGCAGUGGCCACGCUUCUGCAGUGGCGCAGGGUUGUUUAUUUGUUGUGGGUGGUGAACUUCCAGGCGAUAGGGACGUUGUGUAUUAUUCAAAUCGAACAUAUCGCUACCCCCUCGGCUACCUCACACGAUUAUCACUCGUAGAACUUUCGUCACUUUGGUUAGCGAAAUGCAACCCGGCAAAUAUUUGGAUGUUGGACACUCAAAUCCCCCGGCAUGUCCGUCAACUGCUGGUGCGCAACUUAAACGCACAAGAUCGGGAGAGCACCGAUGACAUGAUGCCGUGCACACGUGUGGUUUGA